Molecule: messenger RNA, 14363 nt
Organism: Neodiprion virginianus
Lineage: Eukaryota; Metazoa; Arthropoda; Insecta; Hymenoptera; Diprionidae
Gene: Rbcn-3A
Product: dmX-like protein 2
Exons: 42
Coding region: 259-10458 (3399 amino acids)
Biological process (GO): vacuolar acidification
Cellular component (GO): RAVE complex
Molecular function (GO): protein binding
Source: RefSeq, a predicted model, not a curated record
UCCAGUCUCCAUUUAAAGAUGGCCGAUGAGCGACUGCUAGGUUGUAGUGGCACGUCAGUUUCAAGUGUCGGAUUGUGAUUAGGUACUGUACAUAGGGAUGUAUAACAAGUGUUGAUUGUUUAAAUAACUCCAAACCCCGAUAAAUCGAGUGACGUGCUACGAGAAGAGAAAUAACCUGAAAUAAUAGGAAACCAAGCAUUAUCAAAUCAUCCAGUAUUAAAUAAAUGAGAAAUGAUAAUGUGAAUCAAUGAAGGAGCCAUGAAUUGCCAUCAGAUACUGAGUGGUGCCUGCAAUGCAGGCGAUCGCUGUUACGCUGUCGGUUCUGUUGAGGGAAUAUCGUUCACGGCUUACGCAGCAGGAUGCAACAUAGUCAUUCUUGCUAGCAACUUUGAAAGGGUUCAAAUAAUACCAGGUGCGGUACACAACUACAUUCGUAUAAGCUGCCUUGACUGUAGCACUGACACUGGGAAAAUAGCUGCUGCAUAUGAAAACCAAGUCUGUAUAUUCGAGCCUACGCCGCUUAUCCACAGCACGUGUUCCCACCAAUUGGAAUAUCGCUGGGUCCAGACUGGCAGUCUUCAAACAGAUUCCCACAUUAGUAGUUUAUCAUGGAAUUUGGAGGGGACGAGGAUACUAACAGGUGGGGAGUUGCUGCAGCUAUGGCAUCAAAAUAUUCAACCGUUCCAGGAAGAGCACACAGCGACAAGAGUACAAAAGUUGCAAAUGGAAGAAGCUGGAGAUUCCAAUACUGUUGGAUCGACUUCACAGGAUCCUACCGGCGGAGUAACGUUUUCCAUUGGUGGAGAGGCGGACAGUCCAGGAGUUGGUGAUUCGAAUAUGGGCUCAGAUGCAGGAACUUGGAACUGCGUAUGGAAAUGCCGCACAGCCACCCCUGUACAUCUUAUGAGUUUCAGCCCAGAUGGCACUCUUUUUGCAACAACUGGUCUGAACGAUAGAUUAGUGAAAAUCUGGUUUGAAAAUAAGCAAUUAUUUCCAACACGAAGCAUGGAUCACUCAAACUUUAGCCAAUCUACAACCAAUGAAAUCAGUUACAGUUUCGUUUACGUCGCUCAUCCGCGUGCAGUUACUCAAUUGUCUUGGCGCAAAACGAGUAAAUACAUGCCAAAGGGAUCUGUGUCUAACAUGCUGGUUACUUCUUGCCGUGACAAUAUUUGUCGCGUUUGGGCAGAGACGAUACCACCAGAAAUUGAAGGGCUAGCCAACAUGAGUCAAUUUGAAGGUCCAGACAGGCAUGGUCAUCACGGAAAAAACCGACAUCAUAGCAUGCAUAAGCAUCGUUUCAUGCAGCGUCUGAAACACAUGAAAACUUGUUUUCAUAUUCGACGACACGUGAAACAGCAACAAAAUCAAGCUGGUCAUACAGCUCCUACUCUGCCUACUCUUCCAUCAACAUAUUCGGUUCACGAUUUCCACAACCAUUAUCAAGGCACCAACCACUAUCCAGGAAUGCAUUUUCAUCUGGCAGCAAGUAUUAACGCUGAAACUGAUAUACCUUUGGUGCCAAGUUUAAUUACCGGAGAUCCCGAGCGGGAGCCAAACUUUAUAUUGCACUGGCUAAACAACAAGGAAAUGCACUUCACUAUGCAGGCCGAAAACAUUUUACAGGAAUUGACUCGAAAAGUUGUCGAAAAAGAAGAAGGAUUACAACAUGACGGGGACAAUGUAGAUCAUGAUUCAGAAGACGAGCAUACACCGAAGAAGGGAGCCGGGCGUCAUCAACACAGCCAAAAAUCUGGGGUUGGCGGUAGAUCAGGAAGCCAGGAAGAUCAUAGUAGUGACGAACAUCACACAACCCACACAUCGUCUCACCACAGUCUACCACACAGUGUACAAUCCCACCAAAGCCUCAGCAAUACGACGUCCAUCAAUUCAAUAGCAACGGAUGCAACAUCGUCAUUAAACCACGUACCAGACUCAUUGGAUACUAAGAUAGAAACUCUGCUUCGUGAUUGGCAUCACAAUCCCGACCUUCUCUUUUCAAUUCAUCCGAUUGACGGCAGUUUUCUCAUCUGGCACAUUGAGUGGCUAGAUGAAUAUCACCCAGGUUCAUUCAGACAGGCACAAAUAUCAUUCUCUACAAGGAUACCGAACGCUUUUCCUCUUGGAGAUGCGUCAACAAUGAGUCACAAUGUAUCAAUGUAUUCCCACAAUACUGGUGGACCUUUGCUCAACAUCAGAGAGGCCACCAAAUCAGCUGCUAAACCUGCAGAGGCUGCUGAGGUGACUACGCCACUGCCAAGUCUCAUUGAACAGGACGAAGAACAAUCUACGCUAACAUCAAAGGCUGGUCAGGAACUUCUUAAGAGCGUACAAACUCUUGCCGAGCAAACUCAGAAUGGGACUCAGAAUUCACAAGGGGCUGAAAAUGCAAAGAAUGUUCAGGAAACUGUUACAGAUAUGCUCGCACAUCCGAGUCCAAUUGUAUCAAUGGUCUCAAAACACUCUAAUGGUACGCUGAAUUUGUGGCAACUAACGUUUGCCGACAAAACGAAAUUCUCCCAGUUUCUUUUGCAGGUCCUCAGCAUUGGGCAUGCUUGCAGAGCAUCUGGUCACCGUUUUAGAGUGAAUGAUAUCACCUGUCAUCCAGUAUUGCCUUUGCUUGUUACUACCUCACAUCACAACAUGCCAGAUUUCCCUACUGUUGAGACACCAAUUCCUGGAUCUAUGAGCGAUAUGGAAAAUAAACAAGAUCAUAGACAGGGAAAAGAUGUAAUGUCACCUACCGGUUUUUGCAGUGAAUUAAUUCUGUGGCGGGUAGAUGCAGUAGGACCAUUGUCGAAGAGCGGAGGCGUGUCUGAGCUUGCUAGAAUCAAUUCCCCUGAGAUUUCGGCAUUUAGUAACGUAGCUUGGAUACCGACAUUGCUUCCUAGUACUACUUUAGGCAGUUUAUCUAAUUCGCCAAGUGCCUGCUUUGUUGCUAGCGACGGAGAGAGCCUCAGAGUUUAUCAAGCAGUUAUAGACGCUAGAACACUAUUGGCUGAGGUUUCUAUCAGUGAAAGAAGAAGCAGAAUGAUGGAUUCUAUGGCCAGUCUAUCGACUGACACGUCAUCUGAUGACGGACUCCGACACUCUAUACACGACAAGAUUAAGAUAGUGUCACAACAAUCAACAUCUAGACCAGGUUGUGUUAUCCAAUUGGAUGCAAUAACUGACGCUGCACACGAUUGGCAAAAUACGCAAUUCCUUCACGUAUUCCAAGAACAACUCAUUACUGGUGAACGGAACGAUGAAAAACUCCCCGGGGUUGAAACAUCCACGAAUGACCUAGGGUUCAUGGAGUCUACGUUAGACGCCAUGGUCGAUUUACAACAGUCGGCCAUAUUCGAAGAGCCUUUCUAUAUUGUUGUUCUUGAAAGAACACAAAAAGGGACAACAGUCCACAUGUGGAGGCUGGUUAUCGCCUCGCAACCAGAAACAUCUGGUUUAACUGGGUCUAUGAUGUAUGUUCCUGACUCUCAUCUUGUACAAGAUGAAGAUGACGAGGGUAUGCCAGGUCGGAAUUUACAAUCGGAAGGCAGAAGGUCUCGCAGAACCAGUCAAACGAUGAGUCGAAAUCCGCGUGAUGGCCAGCCUGAUUUUGAUUCAGCGUUUCAACACCGACAUCAUCAGAAUAGCCACGUUUUAAUCACAACGACCAAAGUUUGUACUCAGGAAUUACCUCUGCCUGAAGGUGUCGAGGUUGUGCACGCAGCCCCAGCUGCUGGUCAUCUCAGCAGCUCCUCUAUUUAUCCAGCGUGUUUUGCUCCGUACAUAGUCGUCACUGCAUGCAGCGAUAGUACUGUUCGUUUCUGGAAAUGCAAAGUUACCAAAACAGGCAAGGAUAAUAUACUGAGUUACGAAUGGUGCGAAUGGGAGAUGAUACGCAAAAAUCAAGAGUCAACAAUCGAUAUAACAGGUCAGCCACUGAAUAUUAGUGCAGCGUACAGCGGAAGAAUAGCUUGUGCAUACAAAUAUGGAAAGUCAUUUACUCGUCCGACCAAAAGUGAUCCUGAUUCUCGUUAUGUCAAUCUUUGUGUUGCGAUAUACGAAUGUGAGAGUACAGGAGGCAGUGAGUGGGUGCUAGAAGAUACGAUACAUUUGAAAAACAUACACUUGCCUAGAAUUCAAGUGGAUCAACAUUUGGACUUGAGUUAUUUGUACGAUAGUAAAUUUUUACAGAAAAAACAGAGACUCACUCAAGUGUUACAAACGCUCAGUCACGAAGAUGUUAGGUCAACACGUAACGGAGAAAAUGGGGACAGUACUAAAGCAGCUGCAGGUCUAUUGGCUGUUCCAUCUUUUAGUACACUUCAGUCGCUUCGGAAAUCAAUAAUAGAAAACGGCAACACAUGUCCCCUGACUCAGAAACACCUCGUUCAACUUGAUUGGGUAUCUAAAGAAGACGGUUCCCACAUAUUGACCGUUGGUGUAGGCUCGAAAAUCAUGCUCUUCACAUCAGUGAGCUCCGAUCUUGCUCAGGCUAAUAUGAAAGCCAUGAAAGAGUCCCAGCGAACCAAUAGACCCAUACUUAGAAAAACUUCAUCUCUGGCUCAGCCUCAGUUCGUUGAUGAAAUACGCUGGAUGAAAUUGAGAAAAAUCGAACUCACCACAGCUGACGGACUGCCACCAUUACCGAUGCAGAUUUCCUGGGUCAGAGACGGGAUUCUGGUCGUCGGAAUGGACUCGGAAAUGCAUGUUUAUUCUCAGUGGAAACCAAAUCCACAGAAUGAUUGUUUCCAUUCAAAUACCCAAACUCAAGAAUCAGAUGAAUUUCAGGCAAGCAGAAACCUUAGAGACGAAGACCUCCGGACUUUAGCACAAGAAACUUCUCAAAGAAGAUUGGCCAAUGUAUCAUCAAUGCCUCAUCUCUCCCGCGUGAGCAGUAUUAAUUUAACAAUGCUAGAUGCCAAAAAGAAACGCGGAAUGCAAAAUGAGAAUGUCACUUUUGACUAUAUGCCUGACAAUGGCUUGUUCGAAGCUUCAAGGAUAGCUUGUCCAGUACUGCCUCAGUAUCAUCCCAAGCAAUUGAUGGAGCUCUUAAAUUCGGGUAAAAUUAGAUGGGUGAAGGCCAUUCUAGCGCAUUUGGUCAGAUGCAUUUCAAGCUCUUGUUCCCUUCGAGUAGACGAUGAAAGUUUGGUAAAACAGCGUGGUGGAUGGUCCAGAUCAAGAACAAUGUCUGUGAGCUAUGUGGGCACAACUUCGCCGCUGGAACCAAGAGGUUCAACGACCCAAAUACCAGAGGAAUUGACCCUGGAUUAUGCAGAAAUAACGUCGAUUCCCCCUCUGCCAUUGUGGACGCUUUUGAUAGCAGAUAAGGAGACCAAUAUGGUAUUGCAGCAAAACGAUGAUAAACAAGAUUACAACAAAUUGUUUGAUGGGACAUUGGAUGAAGAAGAAUCUCUGGAUGACAUGUUGGAUGAAGACUAUGAUCACACACGUCAGAAAGAUCGGCGAUCUUCAGUUCCAGAAAGACAGGGCAUAUCACACUUUGGUCCGAGACAAGGAAGACUGCUGUCGCGCCUUUUAACCCACACUCACUUACCAGGAUUAUCGAGUCUUGAUCAAAUGCAUCUCUUAGCCUUGGCUGACACGGUAUCGACUUGCAACACCGAUUUCGCCGAACGUUUUGCUAUCGAUGCUGCGAAAAACGCAAUAGCCAAGGAAAAUUUGACUGGCAUUCCAGCAGGAGAAGAAAUAUCUACCGAUUCUCUUGAUGAUUGUGGUUUGAGGUUCCUACUUGCAAUGAAACAUUACAAUUACCUAAUACGCUGUCUUCCACUAUCACAAAGAGCCCAAUUCCAAAAGCAGGGUGUAUCUACGAAUAAUCUUGUAUGGGCUUUCCAUUCAGAAUCUGAAGAUGAACUAUUAGGACUCAUACCUUCCUAUGCUAAAGGACAGCCAAAGUGGUCAGUCUUAAAAGAACUCGGUGUCGGAUGGUGGAUUAACAGUAACACAGUAUUGAAACGUUGCGUAGAAAAAAUAGCAAAAUCUGCUUUCCAGGCGAAUCAAGAUCCUCUUGAUGCAGCUAUAUACUAUUUAGCCAUGAAAAAGAAAAAUUUGGUCUGGGGUUUGUUCAGAAACAAACGAGAUGAAAGAAUGACCGCCUUCUUUUCUAACAAUUUUGCUGAGGAUAGAUGGAGGAAAGCUGCGCUGAAAAAUGCUUUUGCUCUGCUCGGCAAGCAGAGAUUCGACCAUGCGGCUGCGUUCUUUUUGCUAGCUGGAGCUUUAAGAGAUGCCAUCGAAGUUUGCCUCAAUAAACUUAAUGACAUUCAGCUCGCCAUGGUAAUAGCCAGGCUUUACGAAGAUGACAGGGCCCCGCCUAAUCUUAAAAGACUACUUUAUGAAGAAAUUUUGGGUUGUGAUAUGGAGGGCAAUAAUGCUGACAUACACAAAGCUCAUCCAGAUCCAUUCCUCCGAAGUAUGGCCUUAUGGAUCCUUAAGGAUUACACCGGCUCAUUGAAUACCUUGCUAUCUACCAAUGUUGGCUCAAACCACCCUCAGUAUAAUGAUGAAUCAGAAAAACCUGAAGGAAGUACCGCCAAUCCAAAUGUAUUCAACUUCUAUGUCUACCUACGUACUCAUCCGUUGUUAAUUAGACAAUACAUUGCGUCUACCGCUCAGGACAAAAGAAAAGGUCACUCAGUUGUCAUCUCCGGCUUCAGUUAUGGUUCGGAAGCUAAAACUCAGGCUGAUAAACAACUGUUGUUAGAAGACAGCAUAACUCCACUCGAGAGACAGCUGUACUUCACCACGGCACAUGCUCACUUCAAGGCUGGCUGCCCGGCUCUUGCUCUAGAAGUUUUAUCGAAGCUGCCGAACAAAGUCAUGGAUACGAACUGUGACGAUUCUCCAAGCCUUCUCAACAGCCCGACAAAGGCAAAAACCCAAGAUGCACAGAUUGAUACUGGAAUCAUCACUUGGGAUUCACCUGCUCCACAAUCAGCCCCUCAAGAGUCGAGUUCGAUAGAUUGGGGUGCACCGGCAAUGGAUUGGUCACAGCAAAUAUCGAAGCAAGCAGAAGAUGAGCUGGUAUUAGAUUGGGAGGAUAACGACCAUGGAGAUGAGGACGAAGAUGCCGAUAGUCCACCAAUGAGUAUGAAUUUAGACAAACGGGAGAAGAGUAUGGAACAGAUGUCUAAGGACGAACAAAGUGAUUCCAAACCAACGGGACAGUUGGACAUAAUGGCGCAACAGCUAAAGUUUAUUGCCUGUCUAAAAAUUUUGAUGGAAGAAUUAUCAACAUUAGCCACUGGCUUCGAAGUUGAUGGCGGGCAGUUACGAUACCAGCUUCAUGUUUGGCUAGAACGAGAAGUUGACGCAUUGAGACAGUUAUGUAGCUAUAGUACUGGUCCAGAUGGUGAUGCAAAUAAUACUUCAGAAUAUGAUGGCGGUAUGAUGGAAGAUGUGCCACCUUACAGACCAGGAGAACAACCAACGUUGCAUGAAAUUUUACUUGCUGAGAAGUUGGACUUUGAAGCUAAAGUUCAGAGAGCUGCAAAAAGAAAGAAGUGGCUGAAAGCAAACGAAACGCUAUUGCGAACUCUACUCUCUUAUUGCUCGUUGCACGGAGCAUCUGGUGGUGGAUUAGCAUCGGUACGAAUGGAGCUGGUGAUCUUACUUCAAGAAUUACAGCAGGAAAAAACUCAGCAGCAACUGCUCAGUCCUUUGCCGUUUCCAACGACGCUGCCUCUACUUAGUGCUAGUGUCGCUUGUAACAAAACAGUGGUUGCCGAUCCUGUUAGGCAUUUACAGGCUCAAACACAUGAUAUGUUGCAAACUGUGAUUGAACUACGGUCCCCGCCUAUGCCUACACGAAAUACUCAUUACCGCGAGGUAUUCAUUCUGAGAGACUUGGCUGUUGCCUUGAGCGCAUGCAUCUACCAAUCACUUUGUGACUCGGACACAUUUGUCAUGAAGCAUCAUCAACCAGAAAGUUUUACAACUCAAGCUGAAAUAGAAACGUUUUCGGGCGGACACUUGGUUGCAUCGAACAAGAAUUAUCGUCGAUAUUCGAUAGACGAUGGAAUGUCUAUAACGACGUUGCCAUCAAAAUGGCCUGGUGUAACUAACUUACGAGCACUUUUAGCUCGGGAAAAAGACGAGGAUGCGCCAAAGCUAAAUAUCCUUCUUUGUGAAGCGUUUGUCGCAACUUAUAUGAGCCUGUUUGUGUACGCAUUGUCCAGCUGCGACAGUCACAUACUUUAUCGUCUAGUCGGACAAAAGUUUGACCAGAGUACUUGGUCAUAUCUGUUUGGUGGCGGUGUUAAAAAACUACUGCGUGUUGCGAGUACGAAUAGUCAGAGUGCAAAUGCGAGCGUGGAACGUGGCGACAGUGUUUCGAGCGAAUCACAACCUGGUAGUGCUGCUGGCGGUGUUUGGAGUACGAUGACCUCAUUGACAAAACAGAGAGUUAGGCUGAAUAUGAAACUCCUUGGACAGUUUACUGGGCAACAGCCCAAUAUGAAAGAAGACAAACCUACAUACAGGGAACAGUUUGUUUCUCCACAGAUGAGCAUGGUGUCCUAUUUUCUUAUGAAGCCUCAUAUAGAAGGAGAUGACCCGGAUGAAAUAGACUAUGAUUCAGCAGAUUCAGCUGUAUCAGAUUUAGAUUCGUCGUCAGAGGAGGAGGAUGUAUUUGAUACAAACGCAAAACCAAAGACAAAACCAAAAGACAAUACAGAACAUUCAAAUCCAGUUUCUUACAGUUGGUGUGUUAUGAGAUUGGCUAUUGUUAGAAUAUUACAACACCAACUACAAGAUUACCUCACUAUUGCCGGAAUAGAAAUGCAAGAAUUGCCAGUUAGUAGCCCUUUGAUUCACGGAACGCUGGGCGUAGUCUCUUUAUGGCAAGAAACCUUGAGAGAGGAGCUCGAAUCAAGAGGUCCGCCCCCUGCUAAUUAUAUUCCUGGCUGUGCCCCGGAUCCAACACCCACGCCAGGGCGGCCAGCAAUACAUAAAUACCGAUCUUUACUAGAAAGGGGGAACACACCAUUCAACACACGCAUGGCAUCUGCUGCACCAUGCAAUCGUCUAUGGUGCUAUCUAGUGAGGCAAGAACUGGUGCAAGAUAUUUUUAUCAGAGCAGUAUUUGGUAAAAGGAGAUCACUGUCGUCAGUUAUUGAAAAUAGCCAUUCAGCUAUCGACGGUAUGAGUAGAGGCACUGGUGAAGAUAAGGGCAGUGAUAGUAGUACAAACAGUCUUCCGGAGCCAGUCAGAAUUAUUCAUAAAGAACAGGAUAGCAUCAGUGCCUUUUGCCUAAACCAGGUCAAGCCAGGGCUCAUGGCAAUGGCUACGCCCAGAGAGGUACAAGAAAUGGACAUUUCCUUGCUACUGGAACUGCCGUCGUGGUUGGAAGAUGAGUGUGAGUUUGAUAUCAUCAAUCUGAAUAAGCAGCCGGAACCAGAACCCACACAGCCAACUAGCUUUUUGGUGAUACAGACAGCAGCUGAUAGACCGCUCCUUGCCCAAAGCCCACAGCCAAACAGCCCGCAACCGCAAUCAGGAAUAGCUGGCCAAAGUGGGCGUGGUGCUAGUGUGAUGAAGGGGAUGCCUGCUUUCCCUGGCUCCCACGACCUGCGCUUCUGUCAGUUUGUCGCUGAUAGGAGUAAACACUUGUUGAAGCCGGUCCUCAAACACAAAAUUGAUGGCAUAAGACGUGUAUCUUCACACCCGCUCCUACCACUGUACUUAACGGGCUCCCAAGACGGUUCAGUUUCCUUAUGGGAAUGGGGUCAUCAGUCAGCGGUAGCAACUCCUAGGCCUGCAGGUACCUUUGCUAAAGUGACAAGAGUCCGUUUUUCACAACAUGGAAAUAAGUUUGGAGUUGCUGACUCCGAUGGACACCUCAGCUUGUUCCAAGUAGCCUGUCGGGAAGGCACUACAAGACCAUUUUUCAACUACCAGUGCCACAGUAAGGUGACAGCCGAUUUUGUUUUCCUGGGUGCGUGCAGUUUAGUUGCAACUGCAGGCCAUGGAUCCGAGGGUCGCAAUGUAGCAUUGUGGGAUACGCUGCUUCCGCAAAACAAGUCACUUGUCCAAGGUUUCGUAUGCCACGACCAGGGUUCGAGCUCAGUGAUCUUGGCACCACAACACCAACUUUUAAUUAGCGGUGGAAAGAAGGGUGAUGUUAAUAUUUUUGAUGUACGGCAAAGACAGCAACGGCAAAGAUUUCAGGCUCAUGAAUCUGCAGUUAAAUGCCUAGCACUAGAUCCCCACGAAGAAUUCUUUGUUAGCGGAGCCGGCGAUGGUGAUAUCAAGGUCUGGGGCCUUACCGUCCAUUCUCUAUUACAUUAUUUUCCCGGUGAGCACGCGAGAUCAAGCUUUUUCAAAAACAUUGGCCAGGGUGUAACUCAAUUACAAGUUGAUUCAGCUGGCCGUUUAUUUUCAUGCGGUGCCGACGGUUCAAUGAAAGUUCGCCAACUGCCCGAACGUGACUGCAUAGUGCACACUCUUUACUAGGACUAAGUAAUUCCUAAAGGCUAAUAAACUCAACUACUUCCUACGUAAGUAAACCAGAGCAACUCAAAUCAAUUACGUAUAUCAUCAUCUAAGCUCAUCUGAGGUCGGCGACAUCAAAAAAUUGCCUUCUAUAAAAUUUAUCACAACCAGACUCAAAACUGGUUCUUGAAUGUCUUUACAUUUUUUUCACUACAUGAUCGAAUGUUACGAUGAUGUCUUCUUUGUGAUCACAAUUUGCAGUCCGAUCACGAGGUAGUGACAGACUUGAAAAAUCUCUGAAUGAUAAAAUGUUUGAUUUGUCGCUGAAGCACUUCAUACAACACCAGCGUAGAAUCUCAGGACUACCUUUUGCAUAACACCAGAACAAUAAAUUUCAAAGAUGAAAUUUCGUUAUCUACUACCAAUAUUUACCUUAAAAAUAUUUACUACCUCUUGAUUGUACGUAAAAAAAUUAUUCAUAAUUAUUAUGCACUUUCUUGAAUAUCCAAGGUAAAAACUUGGUAGAAAACGUUCAGUAUGACACAUUUUAUCUUGAUGUGAUUUCAUAUACACAACGAUUGUGAAGCUAGUACAAUUUUAUUAUUCUGUCAGUUCCUUUUUGUAAAUCAUGAAGUCGAUUUACCUGUGAUUUUUUGAAAACCUUUUCUUUGCCCUUCACCUCAUAAGAAGAGAAAUUUGAGCAUUGGCAUCUGUAUGAAAGUCGGAUAAUUGUUUCUUUCAGGUUCGAUAUAGUCUUGAGUAUUAUGACAUCAUACAUAUGCAUACAUCCAUACAUAUACGUAUUCACGUUUAUACAGUUCUGCGCUUCUUACGACUAUUGCGUGGCCAUAAUGGAUACGAAAGGAAACAGAGAAACGACAUCAUAUUCUCUGAUCACUUUAGGCUUGUGUGCAUAGAAACAUACAAUGUGUAUCGGUACAAUAUAAAUACGAAUGCUGAAUUUCAAAAUAUCAUCUUCAAGCUCGUAAAGACAAACGACAGAGAAAGAACAUAUGAUCUCGUUUUGGCCCGUUACAUACGUAUAAUAUACAUGCAUCCAUGAGUCAUCUAUUUCUAUCGGAAUUUCAAUUUCUAUUAUGAUAAAUAUCUUAAUUAUUAACAAUCAUUCCCUUUUCUUAUAUAAUAAAAAUAAUAAUUAAAUGAAUGUUUAAAAAAAAAAAACAAGAAAAAAAACCUAAACAAAAAAAGGAGAAUAAUAAAUAGAAAAAAGUUGAUUUAUUAAAAAUAAAUUGAAUGAAUAUAUCUGAACACACGAUAAAUAAUUCGUAAUUUAAUCAUUAAUUAUCGUUACUACUAGGUAUUCUUCGUAGCGUUCGUUAUGGUAGGUUUUAAUUAAUUAUUCAUGUCUAAUAGAGAGAAGAGAAGGAAAUAAUCAUUUCUAAAAUUAUGAUGGAUGUCGGUUGAUAUUAUCUGAAUACAAUGGAUUUAAGAAUAGGUACUAACACUGAAAGUUUUUUCAAUGUUUUGGUUAUUUAUACGAGUGUUGAUCGUUUAUCGUAUGAUAUAUGAAUAAAAAUUUCGUCAUAUGUAUACGAAUUUAUCCAAUACCUCCUAAGCGAAAAAAUAAAUUGCUUUCAUUGUAGCCAGAAAUAUUAAACCGGUUUUCCACUUGUUUUAUGCUGUCAAACUAUAACACAGCUAUGUAUUAGCUAGUCGAAUGUGAUUCUAUGAUACGUUUUACUACUUAUUGUUAGAUAGCAAUUUGAACUACCUGAAUUAAAAGGUAUUGUUAACUUAAAAUGUUUUCCUAUAAAUCAUGAAUAUAUUCUGUUAUCAUUAUCAGUGCCAUAAAAACGAAAACAUCUACAUCACAUGAGAAAACUUUGGCACCACUGAGCCAAAGUAAAAACGUGUUUUCAUUAACGUAUUGUUGUAAAAAUAAAAAAUUGUUCAUAAAAUUUACGUGAAGAUUCUUAACAACAGCAUUUGGUUCAAAUCUGUUCAUUUCACAAACUUGUCUAGUAAAAAUUUACUUCCAAUUUCUGGUAUUCCAAAAUGUUUUCUCUGAAAGUUUAGAGAGCUCGCGAUGUUGUGGAAAAUUGCAUUAACGCGUCAACAUGUUUAUUUCUAGAUUAUGGAACAAGUUUUUUUCAGCUAUUGCAGUUAUAACAUACUUCAAGAGCAUUUUGUAAUUGUUUGAUAUAAUGUAGAGUUAAAGCUUUGCCGUUUUGUUGCACUUGAAACAUUGUAUGUUACGAGGUGAAAAACCUGCAGCAUUGAGAAACCAUUAACUUUUAAUUAAAUGUAUAUAUUUUUGUUUUUUUUCUGCAAACAUUCAAGUUUGUUGUUUACAUAACGUACAAGUAAAAAAUAAUAACUGAAAAUUCAUGUGAUGCUUUAAACUUUAUCACGGGUACCAUCAAUCAGCACCACUUUUCGUGUUUUUGGACGUCGGGUUUGAUUUUCAGAUAUACUAGUCUCGAGGAGUUCCAGAGUAUAAAUCUAGCAAUGAACAUUUGAAGUUAACGCUUUUCUGUUUAAAUUCGGAAGAACCUACAUAUAUAAGUAUAGCUGAAAGUAUUAAAGAAAAAAAAAAUUCGGUACAGACUGUUUAAAUAGAUUGAAGACGUUAAUUAUCAUGUUAAAUAUUAUGUUUAUUCUUUUACACAAAAUUCAAAAGUGAGGCAAAAACUGUUUUCAGUAAAACCAGAUCAUUGUCUUUGAUACUGUACGCGUUUCUUCAAAUUUCUGUAAAUUCAACUUUAAUACUGUAGGUAUUUACCUUUUUUAAAAUUCUUUGCUCUCGAUGCCUUAUUUUUUUCGAUAAUUCUAAGAAUUCAUACAUGUUUCUACACGCAUUGCCUACUGCUCUGAUGUAUGUUUCUUUUCUUGUGAUUCGUUUAGCCAAGAAAGGUGUUACACAUCUAACUGUAUUACGAGAAAAAUCAUCAAAGCUACUGAAACAAAAAAAUCAAAUAUAUAUCUGACACAAAACACACAGGUAUAUUUGAUUAUAAAUAUGAACAUUGGUAUUACUCUUAAACUUUGGCACAUAUUGCUACAGCCAACACUUUUAAAUAAAACUUCGUUGACAAUGUGUCACCAUACUCUCUAUAUACCGUUAUUAUCUAUUAAUUUCAUCGAAAAACAAGGCAUUUAACAAUAUUUCAUACGAGUAGCAACAAAAGUUGUGUUAUUUAAAAGUGGAGCAUUUGUGCUAAAAUUGUUACCCCUUUCUCCGCUUUCUCGUCACGAUAUUAAUCAGAGGUAUUCGAUUAAUAUUUACACCCCUAUGCCGUAUUAAUUUAUUUUAUUUUGUACGAGAAUUUCUAUAUCGUCCUUGUUAUUACUCGUACAUAAUAUACUCGUUAUUUCUAAUCAAGGCUACUUUUCUCGGUCAUUGUAGACCAUAUUUCUAUAUGAAUAUUUUACAAAUUAUAGAGAAGCCUAGGUAUUUGAAUAUAGCCUUGAAUGUUAAUCGUUACCCGAUUAAAGCCUGACGAGACGAAUUUGUUAAACGAUAUAUUAUAUAUAUAAAUCAAUAUAAAUGAAAAUCAUACAUAAUAUAUAGCGAAUAUAUUUGUGUAUAUAUAUAAAUAUGUGUAGAGAUAGGGAAUAUAAUAUAUUUAAGAAGAAAGAAAAUAAAUAAAUAUAAAGUGGAUUAAAUAAGUAAAUAAAUAACUAAAUAAGAAAAUUAUUUAAAUUAAUGAGGGCAGUUUAGCAAAGGAUUAUAGUAAUAAAGCUAUAAUCCAGGCUACAGUAUUGUAUACAUUAUCCAGCUGCACAAUAUUAUACAUAUAUAUAUAUACACGCGUACACACAAACUAUAAAUGUUGCUUUGGUUUGCUUAGUAUACUUAGUAAUCGUAAAUCAGUCUGCAUUAUUUUAUUGGCGUUGUUUACUUGGUUACACUAUAUGGUAUAUAUGUAUGUACAUUGUAACUAUUAAAAAGCGACUUAAAAUGA